Messenger RNA from Schistosoma rodhaini, 2072 nucleotides. Lineage: Eukaryota; Metazoa; Platyhelminthes; Trematoda; Strigeidida; Schistosomatidae. The record is from the annotation of a GenBank genome assembly.
CAUUGAACCAUGCAAUGGAAUCUGAAUUAGGCGCUUAUAAAAUGGACCAAUGACAUUUGUGUGUAGUACUUGAAGGUUUAACGGUUCAGGACAUUUCUGUAAGCGUGUUAAGCGUCAGUGUUUAUUGGCUUUACACUUCUCUGUUAAUAUUUUUGUCUAAGGUUUUACAAUGACGUCGUGCCCGUUUUUGCGUAAAUUGUCUCCUACUGUGAUUCAAAGAGAUAUUCAGCAGUUGAUCCAAUUAAUACCAAGAUGUCCGUUUGCUAGGCGUUUGUUUGAUGGAACUCCACUUUCCAGUCCCAGAAUGUAUUCAGAUGUUGCUACGGAGCAUCAGUCAGAUGAAUCAUCAGUCUGUAAGAAUGUUUCAGAGUGCUUAUUGAAAAAGUGUCCUUUUACGGUCAAUUCAUAUGAGUCAACAUGUUCAAAUGAUUAUCUGUGCGGUCAAACCUCUGAUAAUCACGAAAACGAGUUGUUUCAAAACCAGUUAUGUGGGAUUUCUGAUGACAUCUGUAUUCCAAAUACGUGUGCCUUAUUCGCUGGUUGGCAAAAGAGUAUAGUUGCGAGAAAAAGUCUACAGCCAACAACAGCCAUGACAAUGAAAGACACUGAUCCAAAACAUCCUCAAACAAUCGAUUCAGUGCGUAAUGAUGGUGAUACCUGCCUAGGUUUUAAUUAUAAUAAGUUUUUCGCGUCUGAAGUAGAAAAGAAAAAGAAAGAUUCUACUUAUCGAGUAUUUAGAAGAAUUUUAAGAGAUGCAUCUGAAUUUCCGUUUGCUGAUGAUUAUUCUAGUGGUAUGAAACGUCGUGUAGCAGUCUGGUGUUCCAAUGAUUAUUUGGGAAUGAGUUGGCAUCCUAAAGUUCAAGAAGCUGCCAUUUCUACCAUACGUAAACAUGGUGUUGGUUCAGGUGGAACACGUAAUAUAUCUGGCAACUCAUUGUUACAUGAAUCAUUAGAAGUUGAAUUGUCAGAUCUUCAUGGGAAACCUGCAGCUUUAGUAUUUACAAGUUGUUACGUAGCUAAUGAAGCUGUGUUGCAUACUUUAGGAGCUCGUAUACCGCAAUUAACAAUAUUCUCUGAUGCUGGUAAUCAUGCAUCAAUGAUACAUGGGAUUCGAACUAGUCGUUGUCCAAAAGUUAUCUAUAAACAUAAUGAUGUGAAACACUUAACUUCGUUACUUGCGAAUAUACCUAAGGAUUCGCCGAAACUGAUUGCUUUUGAAACAGUUCAUUCAAUGUCAGGUGAUGUUUGCCCAUUGAAGAAUUUAUUAGAUGUUGCUGAAGCUAAUAAAGCACUCUCAUUUGUUGAUGAAGUUCAUGCUGUUGGUUUAUACGGUGCACAUGGAGCUGGAGUUGCCGAACGUGAUGGUCAGAUGCAUAGGAUAGAUGCAAUUACGGGUACACUUGGAAAGGCUUUCGCUAGUAUCGGAGGCUAUUUAGCAGGAAGUUCUGAACUAGUUGAUAUGAUCCGAUCUUAUGCUUCCGGAUUUAUAUUUACUACUUCACUACCACCACAUUCCUUGGCUGCUGCGCAAGCAAGUAUUCAAAUUUUGAAAUCUCCUGAAGGAAAAGAACUUCGUACAGAACACCAAAAACGAGUAUCUAUUGUACGCCAAAGUCUCCGUCAAGCAGGAUUGCCUGUGAUUGAAGCGCCGUCACAUAUUAUUCCGCUACAUGUCGGUGAAGCAAAACUAUGUACGAAAAUAUCAGAAGAACUAUUAUCCGAGCAUAAUAUAUAUGUGCAGUCGAUAAAUUACCCAACUGUAGACAUAGGAGAUGAACGUUUACGUAUUGCACCCACACCGCAUCAUACAGAUAAACUAACUGAAGAACUAGUAGAUUCUUUAUGUAUGGUAUGGAAAAAAUACAAUUUACCUUUAAAUGUUGAAUCAGCAAGAAAAAUUACCCGACAAGCUGGUUAACAUUGAAGAUAAACAGAUCAUUAAUUAUUAUUUGAUUGUUAGUUUAAAGUAGGUGAUCAAUCACAAAUUCGACUGUUUAGUUUUAUUUAUUUAUUCAUCAGUCAUGCAAAAGAAUAUUUACUUGAUUUAAAUAAAAUGUUAGUUUAACUAUUAA